UCCCGUUAGAGGGUGGACUUUGGUCCAGAGGAUGACGUCGCGAGGAGGGGGGGCUGCCGCCGCCUCUGUCUUUACCUGCCAGUCCAGCCCGCCCCGUCCCAAAGGAAACUCGAGGAGAAUCUUCGGUCACACUAGCGCCUGGAAGCCGUCCGUCGCUGCGGAGUCGCUUUCUUCCUCUGCCCGCCCGCCCAGCACACCUCUGCUGCGUCCACCACCUUUCUCCUCCUUAACAGCAUCAGCAGCGCCGCCGCCGCCGCCGCCGCCACCAUGUCCGUGUUGCUGGAGACCGUGGGCUUUUUCAUGGCGACCAUCGGCUGGGGCAUGCUGGCGGUGACCCUGUUCAACAGCUACUGGAGGGUCUCCAGCGUCUCUGGCAACGUGAUCACCACCUCCACCAUCUUCGAGAACCUGUGGCAGAGCUGCGCCACCGACUCCACCGGUGUCUUCAACUGCUGGGAGUUCCAGUCGUUGCUCGAACUGCCAGCGUAUCUGCAAGCUUCCCGGGCCCUCAUGAUCAGCGCUUUGGUGCUGGGCUUCUUAGGGAUUGUCUCCAGCAUGCUGGGGCUUCAGUGCACCAAGGUGGCAGACGACAACCCCAACGUGAAGGCAAAGAUGGCUAUUCUCGGAGGCUGUAUGUUCGUCCUGGCAGGUGUCUGUGGGAUGGUGACCAUUUCCUGGUACGCCUUCAAUAUCACCCGCGAUUUCUUUAACCCGCUCUUUGUCGGCACGAAGUACGAAAUCGGGCCUGCUCUCUACCUGGGCUGGAGUGCGUCGCUGCUGGUGAUGAUCGGGGGCGGCUGUUUGUUCACGUCGUGCAGGGCCCAAUCAUCGCAGGACAAGAGUUACAUGUAUCCCUACAAGGCCUCCAAGAGCGCUGUGUCGGCCCCAGCCGCUGCCGUGCCCCGGCCUCGCAUCGAUUCCAACGCCAGCAGCGGUGGGAAGUAUGGCAAGAACGCUUACGUCUGAAACCCCCCUCCCUCAAGAAAGACAUUUUUAAGAUGCAUUUCUGGCAGCCUGGGAAGCUCUUACAGAGAUGGCAAGUUACGGGCAGGGGGGUGGGGUGGGGUGACACACGUUCUCCUCGCCCUCUUGCUCCAGACAUUGCUUGACGUCCCGAUGAUGCUAGGAACCGGAUGGAGCCAUCGAUUCCGCCUUCCCGACCCUGACAGAUGCUGCAUGGUGUGAGGUUAUUUAUUGCCGAGGAGAGCUGUCUAUACAUAUAACAAUUUCGCCCUCUGUCUCUUGGGAGCCAACGUGCUGGUUUUUUGGUUGCCCUGGGUUCGGGAGUCGCUGAUUUCGAAAAGGAAAGGUGUCAGGGCUCAGUCAAAUCACAUCCUUUCACCCGAGAGUCUUUCUCUGAAAUCCUGUGUGUGGUUCAUCACUGAUCGGGGGGAGAAAAAAUGCUUUUGAGAGCAUGCUGACUGGAUGGAGUUGAUUUUUUAUCAUUAUUAUAUUCCUAUACUCCAGAGCUGAGAACCAGCAUUGAUACAAAGGAAGGGAUCUGUACUCAAAUUUGCUUGCAAAUAUUUAAAAUGCUAUUUUCCUAA
Molecule: messenger RNA, 1547 nt
Organism: Elgaria multicarinata webbii
Lineage: Eukaryota; Metazoa; Chordata; Lepidosauria; Squamata; Anguidae
Gene: CLDN15
Product: claudin 15
Exons: 5
Coding region: 268-966 (232 amino acids)
Biological process (GO): bicellular tight junction assembly; cell adhesion
Cellular component (GO): plasma membrane; bicellular tight junction
Molecular function (GO): structural molecule activity
Source: RefSeq, a predicted model, not a curated record